AUGAUUAUUCCCAUCGUCAUAUCAGUAGAAGGAGUUGCCACGAACGCUUUGUCGGAGAAUUUGAAGGUCUUGAACCUUCCAAAGGGCCAAAUGUUCCCUGAGACUGAGGGAUUCCUUGUAGCUAUACAGGACCAGGUCAUUCCUACCAACAAUUACAAGAGGUUCAUACUUAAGAACUUGCAACAGUCUGAUAAAUGCAGGUACGGCUGUCAGGACUCCGAAACAAUACAGCACGUAAUUGGUGGAUGCCAAGCAUUUGCUCCAACGGACUAUAAGGAGCGCCACGACAUAGCUGCCAAAAUCAUUCACCAGGAGUUGGCAUACAAAUUCAAACUGAUCGAAUGCAAGCUACAGUACUACAAAUAUACACCGCAAUGUGUCCUCGAGAACGACAAGUAUAAACUAUACUGGGAUCGUACUGUGCUUACGGACCAAUACAUAAAACAAAACAGACCUGACAUAAUCAUUGUCGACAAGGACGCCCAGAAAGUAACACUGAUUGAUGUGGCCAUACCUAAUAGUAACAAUUUAACAUACAAACAUAAUGAGAAAGUUGCAAAAUACAGGGAGCUAGAAUUUCAAAUUAAACGCCAGUGGAAAAUGAAGUACGUGGAAACAAUACCAAUAAUCAUGUCAUCUACAGGGGUGAUACCAAGAAGGCUGCUAGAAAACAUCAAAGCACUGGAACUGAGUGAAAACAUUUACAAAAUCAUACAGAAAGGAGUUUUGCUGGCAACUGCCCGCAUAGUAAGAAAAUUUAUGGGAAAUGCAAGUACCUAG
This is a messenger RNA of Acanthoscelides obtectus, 780 nucleotides long. The record is from the annotation of a GenBank genome assembly. NCBI's taxonomy places the organism in Eukaryota, Metazoa, Arthropoda, Insecta, Coleoptera, Chrysomelidae.